Messenger RNA from Colletotrichum graminicola M1.001, 3840 nucleotides. Its product is annotated as variant SH3 domain-containing protein. Gene Ontology annotation, molecular function: protein binding. The coding region runs from base 1 to 3840 and encodes 1279 amino acids. The record is from RefSeq and is a predicted model, not a curated record. The transcript has 2 exons. NCBI's taxonomy places the organism in Eukaryota, Fungi, Ascomycota, Sordariomycetes, Glomerellales, Glomerellaceae.
AUGGUGCCCGCACCACCGUCUCUGCCCACUCGGUUUCCGUGCUGGUGCAGAGCCGUCUACUCUUGGGGAGGAGAGUCCAAGCGAGAUCUCGGCUUCAUCGAAGGCGACCUAAUCGAAUGCCUCAAUGCCGGCGACGGCUCUUGGUGGACAGGCAGGUUAUGGCGCGACCGAAGGACGAUAGGAGUGUUUCCUUCCAACUUUGUUGAGGUUCUGCCCUCCGAUUUCCGGCCCACAACCAGAUCCGCCAGCCCGCUCCCCGCAGACACGCCGAGCCCGAGUACACCUCAAAAGUCAAGAACUUUCCGAAAGCCCUUCGAAGCAUACUCCAAAGCGCCGCACUACACAGCAGCGAAACAGCCCGAAGUCUACCGGACGAACCCCAAUACGAGACCUAGAGGGCACUCUGGGGAAUCCAUUCACAGCGCGAUGGUUGAGCAAAGCAGGAGAGAUCGGUCACCGGCGCCAGAAGCGUAUGUUUCGAGGGAGAACUCGUUCAAUAGUGCUGUCUCGAAUAGAAUGCGAGCGUACACGUCGCCAGCCCCGACCGGCUAUGUAUCACGAGGCAACUCGUUCAACGACGGCGAGCAGCAGUACACAUCGAGAGGGAGAACCCCCGUCCCAAGGGCUAGGACACCCGUUCCCGACUACGGCCACGGAUCGAGAGUGAACUCAUUCAACACGGAACGAGGCCCAUCCCCCAUCCCACCAUCUCAAGGCUACAGCUCAAGAGGUGUUUCGCCGGCUCCUUCGAUAAGCUAUAAGCCAUAUCGUCCUCCCACCCGAGAAAGAGUGGACUCUCCUCCACCUCCAGCGCCACCUCCACAUCGACACGUAGCAGCGUCGCGGCAUAAGCAGAGCAUAUCCUACGAUAGUCGACACGACGUUUCCCGUCAAGAGUCCAAUGCCUCCCACGACAACCGCUUUCACCCGGGGAGGCAAGGUUCUGGGAACUCUUUUGACAAACGACUUGAUUUUAUGCGCCAAGACUCGACUGCGUCAUACGAGAAUCGGCACUCCACCUCGGACAGGCAAGGCUCACAUCUUUCUUACCAGGCUCAUCGACCGCCGCCGAUACAGACAUCCAGGCUGCACUCGCCGUGCCCGCCUUCCCCCUCGGCCAGUCACAUGACUCCUUCACCAUUGCGAGAGGCAAUGGACGGCGUAAUAGAGCAGCUGGACGCCCUUGGCAUGCCUCGAGAUCCAACUCCUGAACCGCCACUCGAUCCAUGGUCGCCCGAAUCUUUCAACAUGGUCAAUGACCGUGCGAGGAGAAGAAACACUUACCAAAGACCACAGACAUCCAUGGGCAUAGCACAGCCAGACGAAGGUUACGAGACCUGGAGCGGCGGAUCUUCGCGAGACCAAUCCCACCAAAACGGGCACCGAGAGGACAAGGAACAGCUACCUCAAUUAAGUAACUACGUCGAACGUAUGGAAAGUCGUCUCAAAAAAAUGCAUCAACAUAGCGCAAGUAUGGCUGACCUUGAGGACGAGGCACCAAAGCCGCCACCCAAAGGCCAGUUAUACGAGAGACCCAAGUCUUCAAUGAGUGGACCGGAGGAGAGGAAACUCAACAAACGGAAGUCAGCCUACGACAUUGGCCGCAACGUGCUGAACAGGACAUUUACUACCAAGACCAACUCUACCAGCGCCUCUUCAGGCAACCAGAGCUCGACAACGCAGAGCAGCGACAGGAGUUUGAUGAGUGGGUCAUCAGCCGGCGCCAUUAGCGCUACAAGCGCGGGCAGUCUCGCUCGCAAGACUCAAAAGCGUGCCCAGAGUGCCCUGGGCAUGCGCGACGUCGAUGUCGAGCGCCCAGAAACCCCCUUCACAGGCAUCACCUAUCACAGCAGCCACGCGUCAGACGCUGCCAGGCCAAAAUCUACAGUCGGCUUCCAUGAUGACGCAGGACUUGGAGGCCUCGUCACUCCGAAACCCGCGAAAAGAAGCAUCUUCAAGAAGCUCCUCGACACGGCAAAGACUGGGGUGGCCUCCGGGCGCAGUAGUAUUGCGAUGGGCGCCGACUCGCCCAGGUCAUCGCCUUUCGCCCGCUCCAUGCCUAAUGUCGCCGCCGGGGCUAACGCCAGCAUCUCCAACUUGUCCGCCAUGGGAAGCUCUGGCCUUACUAGGGAAGCAGCCAGAGACAUGGGUCCUGCCAACGGAGUCGACUGGGUCCAGGUUCGAAGAGAUGUCAACCGGUCCAACUCUCUGAGCAAGAACGAGAGGGACGAACGCAAAGACCGCUGUCAGAUGCUCGACUACCCUGCGCUGAACCCGAUCGAUGAAUUGUUUGAGGGCAUGGAGGGUGACGAAGGGGCUGACGGCAUGCCUGUGGAGGAUCCCAUCGACUACCAGUCGCUCAACCUGACACAAGUUGACAAGAACUCGAGGUUUGUGAGCAGUCUUCCGGCGACGAUAACAGCGCAAAGCGUCGCAACGACCUACGUCUGCCGGCCCUAUCGGAGCGACGUUCAAAGACUGCGGGCCAUAUUCACUUGGGUGUCGGAGAAAAUCCUUUGGGAAGAGGACUUUGAAGGAGUGGUUGACACCCGGAGAGUUGUGCAGUCGAAGCGAGCAAGCGCCGAGGAGUACGCCGUCCUCGUGAUGGAGAUGUGUUCCGCUGUCGGCAUCCAGUGUGAGGUCAUCCACGGCUAUCUCAAAACGCCCGGUGAAAUUCCUGAGCAUAACAUCAUGCCUAGGGCGAAUCAUUGGUGGAACGCCGUUCUUGUCGACAACGAAUGGCGGAUGAUGGACUGCUGCAUGGCCAGCCCUUCCUACCCCAGAAGGCAUCUUUACUCGAGCGCUAGCAGUAACGUGGCCGACUUUUGGUGGUUCCUUGCGCGGCCGACAGAGCUCUGUUGGACGCACAUUCCCGAACACCACACCCAGCAGCACAUUUGCCCCCCGCAGGCCCAUGAAGUCUUGCUCAACCUUCCUUGCGCUUGCCCUCCAUUCUUCAAGAACAUGCUUGAGAUGGUUGAUUACAAUACGGCAGCCACCCGCAUCGAAGACCUGGAGAUGGUGCAUAUCAAGUUCAACACUCCGCCAGACGUGGAGGUUGCUGCUGAGGUGGAGGUCCGAGCCUACACCAGAGACGCCGAUGGCGAUGUUUUCGAGAGCGGCGAAGUUGUGAGAAAGAGAGCACUGGCCCAAGCGGAGUGGUUCAACGGCACCAAGCGAUACACGGUCAAGGCUCUACUGCCUGGGGACGAAGGUCAAGGAGUCUUGAAGAUCUACGCCGGCAAGCGUGGUCUGAUGCACAGCAUCAAGGACAUUCCCCAUCCAGUGGCUUUCGCUUUGCCAAUAAUCCACACGGGUGAGAAUCCUCCGUAUGAGUUCGUGACGCGACACCCGACGCCGCAUGCGCAGCGUCACGACAUUUACGUUGUUCAGCCCCAGUGUCAACGGCUUGCUUUGAACAACACUUUUGUGUUUGCAAUUCGACAACAUCCCAGCUCUGUCGGUGGGGGUGGCUCGGCGAUGACCCCAUCGUCGAAUCCCGGGGGCGCAAGCCCGAUACCUUUCGCCAGACCGGGCUCAGCCAUGAGCAUGACGGCCUCCAUCGCCAGUGGGUCGAAUCUAAGUUCGGUGGCUGGAGGUGGGAAAAAGCCCGCAAAGCUUGCAAUCCAGACUCCUGGCGGCAAGAUUCUCCGUCUCAUGCGCAAGGAAGAGCGCAGGGGAGUCAGUGUUGGCAGCAGAGCAGUGGAAGACGACCUUGGUGACGGUGGUACGUGGGAGACCAUCAUCAAGUGUUCGGAGAAGGGUGUGUGGAGGGGACUGGUUUUGGCGGACCGCACCGCGCGAUGGUGCGUAUUCGCCGAAUGGGUGUGUGUUGGAUGA